GCCAGUCGCCAGCCCUUUUCUCGUCAGCUUCGUCUUUUCUGCUAAUUUACAAAUUCGGAAACAUCGCGAUAUUUUCGUUUUUCGCAGCAACUGCGCAGCAGCACCAGCUUCGUAUAUUCCCUCGGACAUAUCAAGCCAUGGCACAAUAGCCACGCUUUGCAAUCUACACGCCGCCUCUCCCGCGCGAUCAUCCGCCACCCCGAUCCUUCUUCAGCUUGGCAACGUUUCAGACAAAAACACGCAACGCCACAAUGGCUAUCGACGAAAGAGCCGCCGAAUCGUGGUCAUGGUUCGGCAUCGCCACCGUUGUCGUUAUAUUGCGAUAUAUUUCUAGAGCCAUUCGCCUCGGCGGCUGGCGAUAUUUCCAGCUCGAGGACUAUGUCAUGUUACUCGCCUAUGGAUUCUACACAACCUUUAUAGCGCUGGUCAAUGUCCAAGAGAUGCACCCGAGGACAAAUAUACUCCCGCCAACAGGCCUCCAAGGCAUUAGCGACGAGGAAAUCACAGACCGCAUACUGGGGUCCAAGAUUACGUUUGCCCUCGAAGAGUCUAUGAUUAUGAUUCAGUUUCUCACCAAGCUGUGCAUGGGCUUGCUCUUCUACAAGCUGACCAGCGGGCUGAAGCGACAGCUCCAAGUAAAGUUUAUUAUUGGAUUUGUUAUACUUGGAUGGCUAGUCACAGAAAUUCUCUUCUUUGGCUUCUGGUGCCAUCCCUUUGGCAACUACUUUCGCGUCAUUGAUAACAACUCACCUGGAUGCACAACGUCCACAAAUCAUCUGAUCUUGUCGUACUGCUUCAAUGUAUCAGCGGACUUGUUGCUCUUGACCAUCCCGAUUCCCAUGCUUCUGCAGUCCAAUCUUCCAUUAAAACGAAAAUUAUCCAUCACUGGCGUCUUCAGCCUCGGUGUCUUUGUUAUUAUCGCCGCCACAUUAAACAGAUACUACAGCUUUGCGCAUCCAGAAUCCAUCUUUUGGAUAUACUGGUACGUGCGAGAAGCAAGCACAGCCAUUUUAGUAUCGAAUAUUCCUCAUUUAUACGCGCUCAUCCGCAAGGUGGUUGACAAGGACAGCUAUGCGUACUUUCGCCGGGGAGGCAAGGGAUCCAACUAUCUCAACUAUCUGCCCACGCACGUGGAACUGAGUGAUAAGCGAUCCAAAAAGCUGAGCGGCAAAGACAGCAAGCAAAAAGGCAGCACUGACGACACCGCUGUCGAAGGAACGGAGAGUACAGAGAACCUCGCCACAUCGGCAAACCCUCCACUGCAAAUCUGGCAGCGCAACGAAUAUAGUGUCAACGGCGUCGAUGCCAGCGAAGCACAGUGGGAUGAAGGGGAUAUCCAGACCAUCUGGAACGGUGGCCUGGGCACCAAAGCCACGAUUGUGAGCAACGGCAUGCCAGACGAGGAACGUGGCGUUGCGCAGUGAGUGGCGGUGGUGGUGGCAUAUGCUUGGGUUGGAUUUGUGUGUUUUUGUUCGAAUACCCCAUUGAUGCAUUUUGGGAAGCAUAUAUUAUUUAGAUCAUUGUUUUAUGAGCGGCACGUCAUUUUUUGUUUUAUUUACUGCAUAAUGAUAUUUGAGAGAGAUAUCAUGGCUGUAGUGGAACUUGGACCAGAUUGACCAACACCCUGGGGUGGCUAGAAAUAGCCCGCCUACUGUACGGAUUCAUGACGAUUUUGAAUGGAAAAAUUACGAGGAUAUAAUUCGGUUUCGUUUAUUCUAUUGCCCAUGUUCUGCAGACCGGUGAAGCCCAAGGCCGACACGAUGCGAUCGAUCGUAUCUGCGCAUAGAGUGUGAGCGGGCUGCAGCCUUGUCUUACUCUUGG
[Torrubiella] hemipterigena is the source of this 1821-nucleotide messenger RNA. NCBI's taxonomy places the organism in Eukaryota, Fungi, Ascomycota, Sordariomycetes, Hypocreales, Clavicipitaceae. The record is from the annotation of a GenBank genome assembly.